Molecule: messenger RNA, 7502 nt
Organism: Triplophysa rosa
Lineage: Eukaryota; Metazoa; Chordata; Actinopteri; Cypriniformes; Nemacheilidae
Gene: rc3h1a
Product: ring finger and CCCH-type domains 1a
Exons: 20
Coding region: 323-3505 (1060 amino acids)
Molecular function (GO): metal ion binding
Source: RefSeq, a predicted model, not a curated record
UGUGUGGACGAUUGCGCAAUCCUGAAGGUUUAUUGCCUUCACUUGAGCUGCGAGACUCAGUCAAAGGAAAGUUUCAUUACAGCAGCAGGCUACACUGCCUUCUUCUGUGAAGACCAAAUAUUGUUAUGUUUUUCACACUAUGUGCUGAAUGCUCACAAUGCCAGAAAAUAUUUAAGAAUCAUCGUCUUUGGAAGAGCAUUACCGGUUCCAGUGGAACCUCUUGGACUUACAAUAUCGUUUUGCAAAAAACGAAUCUAAAAACAAAUGCAGCAAUAAGCAGAAAAAUUGGGGACCGGAGCAUCGCCAACUGCUCAUCGUUACAAUGCCUGUGCAAGCCCCGCAAUGGACCGAAUUCCUGUUGUGCGACAUCUGCACACAAACGUUCGAGGAGAGCAAUCGCAAGCCCAUCAGUCUGGGAUGCGGCCACACCGUGUGCAAAAUGUGCCUGAACAAACUGCAUCGCAAGGCCUGCCCCUUCGACCAGACCGCCAUCAAUACCGACAUCGAGCAGUUGCCCGUCAACACCGCCCUGCUACAGCUAGUCAGUGGACAGGUUUUGAAACCCCAACCAGUCACCUUACUGACAGAUGAAGAGGACAUCAAGAACUAUGAGGAGUCUCGCACAUGUGUGGAGGACCUGGCCCUCUACCUCAAACCCCUGAGCAACACCAGAGGUGCAGCGGUGAAUGGUGUCGCUCAGAGCGUGCUCAGCAGACCCAUGCAGAGGAAGCUAGUAACGCUGGUUCACUGCCAGCUCGUGGAGGAAGAGGGCCGAAUCAGAGCCAUGCGGGCCGCCCGGUCUCUGGGUGAGCGUACAGUCACUGAGCUCAUCCUCCAGCACCAGAACCCUCAGCAGCUUUCAUCUAAUCUGUGGGCAGCUGUGAGAGCCAGGGGAUGCCAGUUUCUUGGCCCUGCAAUGCAGGAAGAGGCGUUGAAACUUGUUCUGCUGGCAUUGGAGGAUGGUUCCGCCCUCUCACGGAAGGUUCUGGUCCUGUUCGUGGUCCAAAGACUCGAACCUCGCUUUCCUCAAGCCUCAAAAACCAGCAUCGGUCACGUAGUGCAGCUCCUCUACAGGGCCUCCUGCUUCAAGGUGACCAAGCGCGAUGAGGAUUCCUCUCUAAUGCAGCUGAAGGAGGAGUUUCGUACCUACGAGGCCCUCCGGAGAGAGCAUGACUCUCAGAUCGUACAGAUCGCUAUGGAGGGCGGACUGCGUAUCGCACCUGACCAGUGGUCCUCGCUGCUGUAUGGAGACCAGUCCCAUAAAUCUCAUAUGCAGUCUAUUAUAGAUAAGUUACAGACGCCGGCGUCCUUCGCUCAAAGCGUACAGGAGCUCACAAUAGCCCUGCAGAGAACCGGAGAUCCAGCCAAUCUGAACCACCUCCGACCUCACCUGGAGCGACUGGCUGAUAUUGACCCCAGUCCAGAUGCUCCUGCCCCAACAUGGGAGCAGCUUUCCAAAGGGUUGGAAGCAGUGCGUACGGUGGUUCACGGUCUGGUUGACUACAUCCAGAACCACAGCAAGAAAGGAGGAGAUCAGCAGCAGCCACCCCAACACAGCAAGUACAAGACCUACAUGUGCCGAGACAUGAAACAGAAGGGAGGCUGUCCACGCGGAGCAAGCUGCACAUUCGCCCACUCUCAGGACGAACUGGAAAAGUACCGUAAAAUGAACAAACGUCUGGGACUGCGUCAUCAGCUCAGCCAAUCUCUUACCCAGCUGAAUGAGAUUGACAUGGGUUUGUUAUCCGAGGACAGUCCGGUGAUAGAGGGGCUUCCGCGCAAGUCUGCCUCCAUCACCAACGGCAUUCUAGCGGCAGGCCCUGGCUCUACUAUAACCCAUCUGGUGUCAAGAGGAUCAGACCCGUCUUACGACCCAUCCCACAAAGCAGCAAAGAUGGACUCGGGGAGUCUUAGUGCCCCGGGAUCACCUCCGGACUCAUUGGAAUCUAUUCCAAAAGCAACAAUGUCCCUAAAUUCCCACUCCAGGAUGGCAAACGAUGGACAGAAGCACAUUCCUCACAUGUAUCCAUCACACCCGUCUGAUCUGUACUACCCUGAAACCAGAGCACCAUCCACCCAAUAUGAAUCCCCCCAGUAUUCCGCAGCAAAUCCUUACCCCCACCACCACGCCCACCCACGUUACGCCCGCCACCCCGCUCCACCUCCGGAUCCGGGCAUGCCACCUUACCCAGACUCGUAUUCCAGCUCUUACACCUCAGAACGCCAGUAUUCCAACCCAUCUUCCCAUUACGGGUACCCUUCCCACCACGACGGACGCCGGCACCCCGCGUACCCAAGCCAAGCCCAUCCCCAAGCAUUUCCUCCACGAGAAGAGUAUGUCCGGAGGAGUCCAGCGCCCAUGGACGUCCCGCCCCUACAGUCCCAAAACGCCAGCACCUCGUACCUUCCAGAAUCAGCUCAGGAGAGAUACGUCUCCGAGAACUAUAACCACUCGAGGAAUUAUCACAGGAGUGCCUACGCUCGUCCACAACCCUCGCUUGACUACCUGCUAGGCCGCAGACAGGAGAUCAUGGCUCAGCUGGAGCAGAGGAAAGUCGCCUCUCCUACGCCGUUCGGCUCCACGCCGUCAUACGACCCAAGCUAUCCUCAGGACACGAGGGGACAAAGUCAUUACACGGAGGAGAACUCAUACGCUUUUGGACAUUUCCGUGAGCCAGAGUACACCACCUCGUAUUCUCCUUGGUCGUGCGACACCUUCGGGUCUUGCAUUGGCAGCAAAGAUAUGAAGUCCAAAGGGGGUUCAAUGGAACCAAACUUAGACAAGGGCAAAGGUCUGAGACCUCACAGUUUGGAGCUUCAGCGCAGAGCGGCAGACGUCAAAGACGACGACCCCAUUAUUCCCUUUGGCUCCCUGCCGACCGUGUCCCGCUUCGGAGCCAUCUCGCGUACGUCUAAACCAGGCUACCCGCCCAACAACCAAAUACCAACCUCUGCAAAACAUACAACUGCUGCUGACUACACCUAUGGAAACCACAGCGGGUGGAGCGCCGACUCCUUACAGCACCACCAAAUGUCUCAGGGGCACUUAAGCGAGCGGUCCCCAGCGGUGCAGGCGAGAGAGCAGCUGAGGAUGGAGCUUCAGCAGGUCAACCAGCAGAUCAACCAACAGACGCAGAGUCGCAUGGAGAUCUCGAGCUCUCGAGCGGACUGGUCCUCUGGGAGUCUGUCGAGCGAGCAGCUGAGUCUCGAGCUUCACCAGGUGGAGCGAGAGAUCGGCAAGAGGACACAGGAGAGGGCCAUGGAGAACCACGACGGCAAGUACAAGCUGGUCUCAGUCGAGAACGGCAAAGACGAACGCGCUCUGAAGCGAGACGAGCACUCGCUGACUCUCAGCGAGAGCUCCAACGGCUCCAUGGUUCUGGCACAAGACCGCAGUCUCAUGAGCAGCAGCAUGUCCUCGCUGACCAGCAAGACAUCAUCUCUCAGUUUGUCCUCGGAGCAGGUGGCUAGCAGCCCCGAUCUUCCCAAGAACGGACACUCCUAGACAGCUCUUUCUACCUCAGCCUCUCCUUCCACCAUCACCGACAGGCUAUGCUAUUCCAGGUUAUCCCAUGCCACGUCAUCAUUUGCACUUCAGUUUUACUUUGACAACGGAGUUCAGCAGGAAUUGCUGUGCGUGAGCUCCCCGAUGUCGUUUCCUGAAUCUCUUGGCAGCAGUAUCUGCUGUUGAGUGCUUUCAACUUUUUUUUAUGACGUGCAUCACCUUUUGUGAGACAAGCCUUUCACAUUGCCUUGUAAACCAGUGGAUAUACUCAGUCUUAAAUGUUUGCGAGUCGACAUUGAUAAAGAUUUCAGUUGAUUAUUUAAUUGGAAGACCACGAUUUUGGGUUUCAAAACUUUUCUUCAACUUUUUAUCCUAACGUGCUACAUUUUGGUAGUUGCUUUAUAUCUCGGUGUCACGUUUACACUUGUGUCACAGUUUACAGCAUUCAAUUCGAUUUAAGGUUUAUUUUUACAGUAACCACAAACCUGCCACAUAUUCAUUCAACAGCUACUAAAUCAGUUUUAUUAUGAUGAGGCGCACAACUGUGUAUCAUAUUUUACAUUUCAAUAUUUUGCAAAAUAACAGAUUUGUUGUUCGUAAACCCAAGCGUUCACCACAUCAACCUUUAUGCAGUUCCUGCGGGACUUCGAUUGAACCUUCCACCAGAAGAAACUCUUUGCUACCAUCCUCAGGGAUUCUUUCAUUUCUGGCCUUUUUUUCAAGUAAUUAAUAGAAAAAUACAGUAUAUCCAAGUCAAACUUCAUGGCAAAGUAUAACAAAAGAUGGAUGUUGAGUCUUUGGUUGCUUUUAGUCAAAUAAAGAGGGUUGCCACAUAUCACAUAUACCCCACUUAUUAUUUCUUUAUUAGAUUUUUCCAUCCUGAGGAUGGAAACGGAACCGUUACGAAAACAAAGAUACAUUCUGUUUUAAGAAUGCGUUUGUAAUUACCGCUCUUCACUUUGUUAGUGAAAUGUAUGAUCUCCAGAAAGCCCGGUGCUUUUUGUAGCCGAUAGUUUGCACGUUUUUAUGCGCCGUUUCUGAAAGGUAACCAGUUUCUUGAAAGAUGUGGCGUGUUUAUGUUCCAUCCGAAAGAUAAGAUGUUGAUCCUGUUGUAGCCACCAUAAGAGUCCUCCAUUCUCAUGUGUUCUUGAUGCCGUUAAAGUUUGAAGAACGUGUUGUUUUGAUGGCCAGGUUCAAUCGAAUUCCCAAAGGGUCUUUUCAUUCUUGAACAAUGCAUAUUUUUGUCAGAUUUGAGGGUUUAUGUUAUGUCAAACUGUAUUUUUAACAGUUUUUUUAAAUUUAAAUUUCGAAUGUUGGGUAUGAACAUAACAGUAGUUGAGCAUACUUGGCUUGUUAUAUUUAGUCGAUUUUUUUUACACAUAUAAGGAAAAAACAGGUUGUAAUAUGAUCAAUAACACUCAUUGAGCCUGAUCUGACAGAAUUCAGACCUUUUCCUGCUGAUUUUGGAGGAAAAUCUGUUGAAAUCUGCACUUGGUGAAACGUAUUAGAGUAGGGAGAUCUACUUUUAUCAGUAAAGCAUUAUCAAACUAGCCAAAAUCUUACAUAAACCCGCAUGUGUGAGCAGCUACACUUGCAAGAUUUUACAAAAUGUACAAAACGCUGUAAAUCUCAAAACUUGCUUUUUUCCACGUAGACUUUUUCCUUAGUGGUGAGAUCUCAUCACGUGCGAAACUCGAAGUUAGCUCGAAGUUGUUUUAUAGUUUUGUUUAUUUCUGCCGGUAUAUAAUAGUCUCUUGAGACAUCAGACCACAAUCUUAAAAGCACCUAUUUUGGUGGAACAUGCAGAUGCUAAUGUUUUUACGUACAUUCUUUCAUUAUCAUAUUUAUGGUGUUACUAUGGCUUUGGUCUGAGCUUUUGACAUUAAAGCAAUCGUCAAGAUUGGAUAUUACGAUUUUGUUUAGAUGACAGAUCUGUGGCACAGUGUGGAAUUUAGGGAUCGUAGGAUUUUUUUCCCCAGAUUUUUGAAAGGAAAGCAGAAGCAAAUUUGUUGUUGGUGCGGCGCCCCCUCAAUGGAUGUGAAUUUUGAAUCAAUGGAGCUUUUAAGAAUUUUGGUUCACAAUAGGGUUAGAAUAACAUCCACCUCUGUCUUUAUCUCAGGGUUGAUUUUCAGUAUAUAUGGGCGUACACAGGUCAUUACCCCGGCCCGCACACAUCUGUCAGGACUGAACCUCUGUCAAGGACUUGAAGACAUCAAGACUGUGCCUUUAUAUUAAUGUGUUGAGUAUAUAAAUGUAGCCAAACCAUCUUUAUUUAUAAUAUUUCCAAAUCUUCGCAAGUCUUCUAUGUCGCAUUUAUAUUAAAUGAUCUCUUCAAAUCUGCCGGCUUUCAGACUGCCGACUGAGAACCGCCUAUCCUUUCAGAGAGAAAGGACAAUUAUUACCAGGUCAUUUGUUUGUGUAGCCAUUUUGUGCAAGUGGAUUUGAGUAUUUAAGCGUGUUUCUUGGCGUGAUGGUGUUUGUUCCAUCAUUUUUGAUGUUAAGGCCUGAAAUAGGAAAACAGCGAACGAGGGAAACUCUUUGUGUAUUUUGUCAUCGUUUGAUGUCUUUUAAUUGAGUAUCAUGGAAUAUUUAAUGUCAUAUUUAACAUAGGAGGUAUGAUACAGGUAUACACGUGGACUGUUCUUUUGCACCUAAGCGAGAAUGUUUUUCAAUGUUUCCUCGAACGAAACGCAGAUAUUAAUCUCGCAAAAGGGCUCGAUUUAUUGUGGUGUUGGAACGAUCGAUAUCAGCCAUUUGAAAACGUACAACCACUUUUAACAUACUGUUGCAAAGCAACAUUUACACAAUCUCCCCGUGAACCGACGGGAAUCGCCUUCGAUUCGAAAAAGGAAGCCAAAACAGGCAAAGCUUACGAAACUUGUAAAGAUGAUUUUGAAAUCGUGUUGUACCUUGAAAUUAAUCAAAGAAAAUAUAAAAAUGUAUAUUUUGCAAAAAAGAAAACAAAGCCUUACAGUUUUUAUUACUGUAAUGUGAAAAAUGCACAUUGGAUGGGGAUAUACUUAUCACAAAAAUGUUACAAUGCAAAAAAAAACUUUUUUGCAAAAUAUAUUUUUGUUUUGUGUUUUUUUAUGAUCGGUGUCCAAACAAAAAAACGAGUUUUUGUCAUUUAUUUAUUGUAAUUCUUGACUGUUCUGAUCGUUCUGGCUCUUAAAUUUAGAAUGUAGCGUUAAUAUGUAAAACGUUGUAAACUUGCAAAGAUUUAAAACUAGAAUGGGUCAAAUUUGACACUUCAUUCACCCUAGUUCCCACAAAGAAGUGAUUUAUGGUACAUAUUUUUCCUCGGUCUCCAGGGGAACGUAAACAUUGAACACAAACAUGCGUAAGAGGAUAUUUCUGUAGUAGAGGAUUUGCAAUGUUCCUUGAAAAGAAGGGUUGUGCACAAGCUUUAGUGUUUUAGCGUAUAGCUGUAGUAUGUAGUUUUGAAAUGAAUGAUCGAUUGUGCAUGUGUGUGCGUUCCGGUGUGUCCAAUGGGAGUGCUGUCCACCUCAUUUCUGUAUUGUUUGUUCCCACCGAAGCAUACAUGUCGCUUGCACACAUAUUGACUUUUCUGUGAUAUGGGGUGUUGCAUUGUGGUCUAUUCACCAUGAUUCCUAACAUUGGGAAAUCUGAUUGAUCUUGACGGUUUCGCUCAUGUUAUUUCAUGAUAGGCUUCUUAAAUUAAGGUACACUUUAACUUCGACAUAAGAAAAUACAUGUUUGUAUAUUAUACUCCAUUAAGGAAUGUUUAGAAUUAUAUUUCUCCAAUGUGGAUGUAGUCGUAAUACCUUUCUUCUUUUUGUACAAGAAUUCACUGUGUGAAAUUUCGGAUUGCAUUUUUGUAUAAUACAAUUGCUUUUCUUCUGUAAGAGGGCAGGGGGUAUUACCAACUGGAUUUUUGAAUUAGAUAUUGAAACACUUGAAAUUAUUUAAUAAGAAAUGUAUUCUAUGUGCGGCAGUGAUUCUGGCAUGGAUUAUGAAUAAAUGAUAUUGUAAACCA